CGGACGGCGGGGGAAGCGGGACGUCCAGAGGCAGAGAGGACAGGCUGGGAGAGAAGAUGGUGAAACAGGUCGCUCACGUCCGGGCCGGGAUGCUGCUCGUGGCCGUCUGCCUCCGUCUGCAGGCCGACGCUGCAGGCAUGCUGAAAGUGGACGGGGCCCAGGAUGGAGGAGGAGGAGGAGGAGGCGACGUGGACACCAUCAGCCACUCCCUGGUCCUGGUGCAGCGUCUGGAGGCCCUGCUGGUCCAGGGCAACGCCAGCGACGUGUCCCUGCGCGUGGAGACGCCCAACGCGGACGAGGUGAAGGUGAUCCAGGCUCACUCCCUGGUCCUCGCCCUGCAGAGUCCGGCGUUCGAGGAGCUGCUGCUGGGCCGUAACAGCAGCACUGUGGUCCUGAGAGAGAGCUCAGACUGCGCCGCCGUGUUUGACAAGUUCAUCAGGUAUCUUUACUGUGGAGAGGUUUCUCUGCGUCUGGACCAGGCUACACCUCUGCACAAGCUGGCCACCAAGUACCAGGUGCUGGUCCUGCAGCAGGGCAUCACCCAGUACAUGACCCAGAACCUGGCCCGGGACUCGCCUUCAGGCCACGUGGCGGGCUGGUACGAGUACGCCCUGCAGGCCGGGGACGCGACCCUGAGGGACAGCUGUCUCCAGUACCUGUCCUGGAACUUGUCGUCGGUGCUGCAGAGCAAAGAGUGGGUGACCAUCAGCAGCCAGCUGCUCAUGUCCCUGCUGCAGCGCUCGGACCUCGUCCUGCAGAGCGAGAUGGAGCUGUUCGCGGGGCUGGAGGCGUGGAUCAUCCAGAACGAGCCGGACGGCCUGACGGCGGAGAACGCUCUGAGGGCCGUGCGCUACGCCAUGAUGCCCCCGCGGGAGCUGUUCCGCCUGCAGACCCAGUCCUCGGUCCUGGCCCGCUACCAGGAGUCGGUGCGCGACCUGCUCUACAUGUCGUACCAGUUCCACUCGGCCUCGCCGCUGCAGAUGGCCAAACACUUCGACGUGAACUGCAGCCUCUUCGUGCCCAGGAACUACCUGUCCCUGGCGUGGGGGGCGCCCUGGGUCAUCAACAACCCGACGCGGGACGACCGCAGCACCAGCUUCCAGACGCAGCUGGGCCCCAGCAGCCACGACGCCAGCAAGAGGGUGACGUGGAACGCCCUGUUCUCCCCCCGCUGGUUGCCCCUCAGCAUGAGGCCCAUGUACACGGAGACGGGCGCCAUGCAGCCCACGCGCGUGGAAGGCGGGCGCCCGCGCAUCAUCAUCACGCCGGCCACGUCCAGCGCCGACUUCGCCGGCGUGAACUUCCAGAAGACGGUGCUGGUGAUGGCUCAGCAGAGGGGAAGGCUGGUGGUGAGGCACGUCUACAACUUCCACCAGAGCACGGAGGAAAACGGAGACUUCCUGGCCGAGGCCGACCUGCACCGCCGAGCGUCCGAGUACCUGGUCGACAGCUCCCUCGUCCUCCACAUCGUGGUGAAGCCCCUGUACCAAACCCUCAUCGCCGCCAAGAACUGACCUCACGCCGGCGACGUGGGUCUGAAUCCUCCUCGACGUGACGUUGGUCUCAAACAGCUGCUGUUCUCAGCCUGAUUCACGACUGUAAAACCCAGAAGGAACGUCUCUCGGAGGGAAAGCGUGCUUCUACGCUUCGUCUCUGAAUUUUUCUCACUGUCCACGAAUCCCAAGGUGGAUUAUUUCCGCCAAGAAAUUUCCUCUUGUUUGAGCAACAUCUGCUAUAAACUACCAGCCAAUGGGACAAAAGACUUGCAGAACUUCCAUCACCACGUUAAGCCCCGUGUCCAAACUAUCUAUCAGUUCCUCAACGGAGAGACUCAAAAACUACUUUCCACCACGAAAAAAGAAAAAAGAAAACGACUUCCAGGCUAAAAAUCUACAAUAUCCAGCUGUUUUAGAAAGUUCCCGUCCCCUUUAACACGUCUUCAUCGUCGACCGUGAGAAAAAUCACCAGCCUCCUUCUUCAUUCUCGAGGUUCUGCUCCCGUUUCUUUCUUCAGUAUUGGUGCUAUUUAACCCGUUUACACUCAAAGCGUCUCAAACGUUUUACAUUCUUCUUCUUUCAUUUAUUUAAAAGCCCUUCGCUCCUCAGGUAGUUAGUUCAGUGACGUGAUGUUGUUGUUGUUGUUACCUUCAUUCAAUAAUAAAGAUUUUUAAGAAAACUG
Messenger RNA from Mugil cephalus (flathead mullet), 2178 nucleotides. RefSeq names its product BTB (POZ) domain containing 17a (gene btbd17a). The transcript has 3 exons. Gene Ontology annotation, molecular function: protein binding. The record is from RefSeq and is a predicted model, not a curated record. Lineage: Eukaryota; Metazoa; Chordata; Actinopteri; Mugiliformes; Mugilidae. Bases 57 to 1514 code for a protein of 485 amino acids.